AUGCCAUUAUCCGUAAUACAUUUAUCACAGGUUUUAUCAAUAGGGUUGGAUCGGUCCUGUGGAUCCUCGGUCCUCUAUUUUGCGACCAGUCUGGAGAUAUUAAUAAGAGAAUGCCUGAAAUGUUUGGCAGAGCUAAAAGCUAACUUACCUAGGAAUACAACAAUUGUAACAGUUGUCAAACCUGCUCCUGAUACACCUUAUCCACCGACUACAACUGCCACUAAUACCAGGACGCCUCCUCGUCCCGUCCACCCACCGACUACAACUGCCACCAAUACCAGGACGCCUCCUCGUCCCGUUCACCCACCGACUACAACUGCCACUAAUACCAGGACGCCUCCUCGUCCCGUCCACCCACCGAAUACAACUACAACUACCACUACUGGCCCAAAAGAAUCUGUUAAUAAUUGCAGUUUUUCUUACCAUAAUAAUGGCUUUCAGUCCGGUGAGCUUGGUGCCAAAAACUGCAACAUAAAGGGCACCCUGUCCGUUCAACUUCCCACAAAUACACAGAAAAAUGUAAAAACAAUUGGUAUUAAAGUCCGACAUAACAAGUUUAAGAAAAGUAGAGUUCUCUCAUUUUGGAAGUCUAAGAUGGAACUUUUUACCAUCAACCUCGACAUUCCUCCAAAUUCUAAUGUGAAGAAAAACUUACCCUUCACCAUCGUCAUUCCUCCGGAAAUCCUCAAAAGCAUAAAAAUUGCACCUAACCAAAGAAUGAUGGAGUUUGAAUUAAUCGCCAUGCUAGACGGAAAAGAGGAUGCGUCCGUUUUGGUACCAAUGUACUUACAUGAUUUGCCAAAAAAAGUUAUAAAUUCAUCUUGGUCAACGGAUUUGUACAGAGUUUUCUUGGAUAAUCACUUUUCACCAAAUACAAACUAUGGCCUCAUAGUGAUCACUCCAAGAGCACAAGUGAACCGAUUAAUAGUCGGUAUAAAAGAAUACUAUUCGUUACCCAAUGCACCCUUCCAGAAACGUUAUAUUGUAAGAAAUAUAAUCGACGGUAGUACGUUCAUUAAGUUAAACCAAAGAACAGCAGGGACCUGUACUGAGGUUGGUUCCAAAGUCAAAGAAUCCUUAUUCUUGAUACCUUCAUCAAAUCCAAUGCUCUACGAUUUUUCAAAGCGCAGUAAAAUUAAGGUUUAUCAUAUGAUUAAGGUAAAAAUAUUUUUAGAGGGUAGAGAUGAGAUCAAGCUUAAGCGACAGUGUUUUGUGGUCCCUUAG
Acaulospora morrowiae is the source of this 1224-nucleotide messenger RNA. The record is from the annotation of a GenBank genome assembly. NCBI's taxonomy places the organism in Eukaryota, Fungi, Glomeromycota, Glomeromycetes, Diversisporales, Acaulosporaceae.